UCAAUUAAUCGGUUUUGCGGAUUUCGCGCAUUUGUUCCGCAAGUGUGCAUGCCCUGUGCGUUAUUUCGUGUACUUUCAUGUUUGCGAUAAAAGAAAAAAAAAAUCCUUAAUCGCACGUAUCAAAAAAUCUCAAUGUGAUUGCAUUACACGUUAUUUAAUCAAGAUUUAAUAUCCCUGAUCUUUCGUGAAAUCUGACAAACAGGCAUUAACGUUUUGACAUUAUAUUUUUGUUUAUACACAGCUACAAAGAUGUCUGGAAGCAAGUGUCGUAAUUGCGGGUCCACUAGUAUUGAUACUGAUCCAGCACGUGGAGAUGCAGUUUGUACAAACUGUGGUUUUGUAUUGGAAGAUCAACUUAUUGUUAGCGAAACAACUUUUGAGGAAUCACCAUCAGGUCAUAUGAUGGUUCUUGGUCAGUUUGUUGCUAGUGACAGCACAGGUGGUGCUACUGGCUUUGGUGCAGCUUAUCAUGUCAAUGGAAAAGAAUCCAGAGGAAUUACUUUACAAAAUGCUCGAAAAGGUAUAACACAUCUUUGUGCACAACUAAGGUUAAAUAAUCAUUGUGUUGAGACAGCUAUGGGCUUCUACAAAAUGGCUCUGAGUUAUCGUUUGACACGUGGUAGAAAGCAAGCUCACAACCAAGCUGCUUGUGUAUAUAUUACUUGUCGUACAGAAAGAACUUCACAUAUGCUUAUUGACAUCAGCGACGUUCUUCAAAUCUGUGUUCAUGAACUGGGACGGACGUACGUAAAAUUUGCAAAAGCUCUUCACAUCAAUAUACCUUCGAUAGAUCCUUGCUUGUACAUCAUGAGAUUCGCGAACAAGCUCGAUUUCGGCGAGAAAACUCACGAGGUAUCCAUGACAGCUCAGAGGGUGGUGAAGAGAAUGAAAAGGGAUAGCAUUCACAGCGGCCGCAGGCCGUCAGGCCUAUGUGGCGCGGCCCUACUGAUAGCUGCGCGACUGCACGAAUUCAACAGAUCGCCCGCUGACAUAAUCAAAAUUGUCAAAGUUCACGAAUCCACUUUACGUAAAAGGUUGAUGGAAUUUGGUGAUACACCCUCCAGUGCUUUGACACUAGAUGAGUUUAUGACAGUGGAUUUGGAGGAGGAGCAGGAUCCUCCAGCGUUUAAAACAGCGCGUAAGAAAGAUAGAGAACGUCUACAAAAGCUGGACAAUAUAGAUGCGGAAAUAAGCGAAUUGCAAGCUGAAAUUGACAGACAAUUGGAAGAUUACAAAAUGGGGAAAAUGAAAAAACGGAAAGACGUGUUUGGUGACAUGGAAAACGAAGACGCAGAUAGAUUUAUCCGAGAAAGCAAUUUGGAUAUAAUCAACGAAUAUGUCCAUGAUAAUGUGGAUGAUCCUGAUGAGUUCAACGAUUCUAAAAUGGGAAACAAGGGUUCAGAUAUUACCGGACUUGGUCCUGAUUUGGCGACGAUGGGAUUGCUUCCCGUUAAUGAUUCUGUGAAUGUAGCCAAAGAAAAAUUAAACAAUAAUGUUGAAGAUAAUUGCGAGGAAAUUAGUAUAAAUGAUAUAGACGACGAGGAAUUGGACAGCUAUAUCCUUUCGGAAAAGGAAUCAAACUAUAAAUCUGCUCUUUGGAAAAAAGUGAAUGCUGAAUAUCUCGUUAAAGAAAAGGAAAAGGAAGAGAAACGUUUAAAGGAGACAGAGGAAGGUAAACCUGAGAAGAAAAGAAGAAGAACUAAGAAGAAUAAAACGCCCGCGAAUACCGCUGGCGAAGCGAUUGAAAAGAUGUUGCAAGAGAAAAAGAUAUGUUCUUUAAUUAAUUACGAAGCGCUGAACAUUCUAAACAGUGCUGUAAAUUCUUCUAGCAACCAGCAAGAAAACACUCAAGAAUUAUCUUCUACCGCGACGAAUACCACGUUGGGAUCGGACGAUUCGAGGACUUUUAAUAAACCAAUGUCAAUCUAUUCUUCGUUGAAGCCUGACAAUGCAACAGUUUCGUUAUCACGAAAAUCUUCAUCUGUUAAACAAAACACUCGGCAAUCCAAGAAAACGAACGAAACACCACAACGGGAAGAAGAUGAAGAAACUAUGGAGAAGGAAAUCACUCCAAUGGAGAAUUCAAUGGAUGUAUCCACAGUGAUGGAUACAUCUGAUAUCGUUGACGAAACUGAUGAUUACCUCGAUGAAGAUGCGGACGCUACAGAGAUGUCCGUUGGACAAAUGCUCGGACGUCAUGCAACGUCCGAGGGCGAAGACGAGGACGGCUAUGGAUAUGAAGAAGACGAAGACUAUUAAAUAGUUAUACGUUAGUUUAAUUAUUUAUUGGUAUUAUUACUGUACGUAAACACGCGUUGUAUUUAAAAUGCGGUCCAACUUUUCUUUUUCUCAUAAUUGUAUGAAAAUAAGGUUUUUUCCGCAGUGAAAGGAAAGAAAUGAGUUAGUGGAUGUCCAUAUUUUUUUUAUUUUUUCAUACGUAGUAUUACAUAAGAAACUGCGAAUUCUUACAUGAAAGAAAAAGAAAGUUAAGAAUAUUAACUUAUUGAUCCAAAUUAAUAUGUUUGUCUUUAUGGUAGUUAAUUAUUAUUUUUGUGAUAUUUAUUUUUUCAUGAUUUGUGGUUUAUCGUUGUCAUGUUUCGCUAUUAUGAUCACUACAGUUACCACUAUCAUGCGCUACUUAAACAAUUUUUAUAUCAGUAAAUAUUUUU
Harpegnathos saltator (Jerdon's jumping ant) is the source of this 2669-nucleotide messenger RNA. RefSeq names its product Brf RNA polymerase III subunit (gene Brf). The transcript has 15 exons. NCBI's taxonomy places the organism in Eukaryota, Metazoa, Arthropoda, Insecta, Hymenoptera, Formicidae. The record is from RefSeq and is a predicted model, not a curated record. The coding region runs from base 250 to 2259 and encodes 669 amino acids. Gene Ontology annotation, cellular component: transcription preinitiation complex; transcription factor TFIIIB complex; nucleus. Gene Ontology annotation, biological process: DNA-templated transcription initiation; transcription preinitiation complex assembly; transcription by RNA polymerase III. Gene Ontology annotation, molecular function: TBP-class protein binding; RNA polymerase III general transcription initiation factor activity; RNA polymerase III type 3 promoter sequence-specific DNA binding.